Molecule: messenger RNA, 240 nt
Organism: Acaulospora morrowiae
Lineage: Eukaryota; Fungi; Glomeromycota; Glomeromycetes; Diversisporales; Acaulosporaceae
Source: the annotation of a GenBank genome assembly
AUGGGGAUUAAUAUACCAGAUGCAGUUCUUAUAAGGAAGAAUGUCUUUUCUCAGUUAUCGAGAGAACUCGUUGUCUCAAAUAAAGAUAAUCCUAUUAAUGCAGAUGAUUUAUCUACAUCGAUGGUUAAGAACAAACUCGUAGAUGAUAUUCAGGAGGAUGAAGCUAUUUUAUCAACAAGUGUCAAUCAGAGUAAUCAACCUCAAAAUAGAGGAGCCUCUUUAUCGACUAGUAUUAAUUGA